AUGUCGGCCCUAGCCCAGACUGAAUGGCCAACAACUCCUGUGCCUCAGUCAAUCAAGCAGCUUCUAGGCUCGUUCUUCGAGCUGGGUGACUCCAAGUCCGAAGACGCGGCCCGCCGGCUUGCAGACGAAAUAUUCACGCCCGAGGGGCAGAUCAUGGUGAACAAACGCACCAUCAACGGUGCUAAAGAAAUAUCCUCUUCGAACCGCGGCCUCCUCUCCAGCCUCCAAAGUCGCCAGCACAGGAUUGCAAAAGUGUAUACCUGCAACGAAUCGGCCGACGAUCUCAUGUUGAUUGGAGUCGUGACAUGGACGUUCGACGACGGGCAAUCACUCGACGGCCCCUUUGCGGCCAGGGCGGUCGUUCAGAGCACUGGGGGUCCCGGGACACCGAGGUUGAAGUUGUAUCAAGGUUGGGCGGAUAUGUCGGAGUUGUUGGCUGCAUUGGCAGAACCGAAGUAG
This is a messenger RNA of Exophiala xenobiotica, 459 nucleotides long. RefSeq lists its product as uncharacterized. NCBI's taxonomy places the organism in Eukaryota, Fungi, Ascomycota, Eurotiomycetes, Chaetothyriales, Herpotrichiellaceae. The record is from RefSeq and is a predicted model, not a curated record. The transcript is spliced from 3 exons. Bases 1 to 459 code for a protein of 152 amino acids.